AAAAUUUAGGUUCACAGUGAAACCCGGUGACAGUACGUGUCAUCGUUUACUUGUUCUUAGUCCAGAUUACAACCCAACCGUCUCCACUCAACUCGCCUAUUCUCCCGUUCAAAAUACCGACCGACCUUUCUUUUUCUUUUGUCCUCUGUUCCGUGCUCUACCCUGGUGACUGCAUACAAGAAGAAGAUGGAUGGCAAGCGUAUGGGUUUGAUCCUCUCCUUCUCCUUCUCCUUCUCCCUGAGUGCAGUAGCUUUUGCGAUCGCGUCAGGAUCGGCUGCUUAUCCUUCUGGCUUCGAUUUUGAUUCUGGUUUGUGCGGAACGACUGUAGAAGGAGGCAGUGCUGGCGGCAGGAGGAUAAUGGACAUAAGCCACGCCAUCAAGGAGGACAUGCCUUCCUGGGACUCCGCCGAUGGCCUGGGUAGCUUCCUGUGGCUGGCCCUCAGCAUGAGGAACGGCUCCCUCGCCAACAACUCCGUCAUGAAGCUCCCCACCCACACCGGCACCCAUGUCGACUCCCCUGCCCAUGUCUUUCAGGAAUACCAUGACGCCGGCUAUGAUGUCGAUACCCUCGACCUCCACACCCUUAACGGUCCUGCUUUACUCGUGGAUGUACCCAGAGAUAAAAACAUAACUGCAAUGGUCAUGGAGUCCCUAAGUAUUCCUAAAGGAGUCAAGCGUGUACUCUUCAGAACUUUGAAUACUGACAGGAAUCUCAUGCUGAAACGAGAGUUCGACACAAGCUAUGUUGGCUUUAUGAAGGAUGGUGCACAGUGGUUGGUAGACAAUACUGAUAUCAAACUUGUUGGGAUUGAUUAUUUGUCAGUUGCUGCAUUUGAUGAUCUGAUUCCUUCACAUUUGGUCCUUCUAAAAAGCAAGGAUAUUAUAUUGGUCGAGGGCCUCAAAUUAGACAAUGUAAAGCCUGGUAUCUACUCAUUGCACUGCUUGCACCUCCGAUUAAUAGGUGCAGAGGGAUCACCAAUACGAUGCAUUCUGAUCGAAUGAGACUCCUAGGAGUGAUAAGUAGUUCAGAGAAAUCAUAUUUAACACGAGCCUCUCUUUGGUGAAACUCCGAUGCUUCUUUAUAGGCUACUGCUAAUUAUUCAUGUUAAAAUAAUUCAUCGUAUACAAAUUUUUCACUUCUGUAUAUAGCAAAAGUAAAUGUCUUUGAUGGUUUGUGAAUUACAAAAGAACGAUUUAAUCAAUUCUAUAAUCAGUAAACUUUUCA
Messenger RNA from Amborella trichopoda, 1225 nucleotides. Its product is annotated as cyclase-like protein 3. The record is from RefSeq and is a predicted model, not a curated record. NCBI's taxonomy places the organism in Eukaryota, Viridiplantae, Streptophyta, Magnoliopsida, Amborellales, Amborellaceae. Gene Ontology annotation, molecular function: arylformamidase activity.